Messenger RNA from Lindgomyces ingoldianus, 1928 nucleotides. RefSeq names its product MT-A70-domain-containing protein. The record is from RefSeq and is a predicted model, not a curated record. Gene Ontology annotation, cellular component: RNA N6-methyladenosine methyltransferase complex; nucleus. Bases 218 to 1627 code for a protein of 469 amino acids. The transcript has a single exon. Gene Ontology annotation, molecular function: methyltransferase activity. Lineage: Eukaryota; Fungi; Ascomycota; Dothideomycetes; Pleosporales; Lindgomycetaceae.
GAAGAUGAUAGUCAGCUGCCAGCGUUCAGCUUAGAAGACUGCAGUGCUGUACGCUCGGCUUCACUACCUACAAAUUCACUGAGGUUGGUAUACCUUCUGUUCUUCACUUGUGAUUCCGAUCUCUCGGUCGUAUGGCUUUCGUUUCUUCUCAGACCCUUCCGGCCCUUUUCAUCCCGUUCACCACCGAGAACAGCUGACUGUUCUCAACUCUAGGGAUAUGGACGGUCCGCAGAUGAAAGAACUUCCGGCGGCGACACGGACCGCCAUCUUAUACCAGAACGAAGAACGUGACGUUACUCUCAUUGACAUCCCGACUUCCAUUGCUCUAGCCCAAGGCAGUUCUGGCAUUCUCCGUUCUAUACCAGCCCUGGAAGAGCCAUUCGCCAUUACGAAUGAGCCCAGAACAGCAAGGGCUGCGAAAGCCUAUGGUGCGGACAGCAUCACUAGCCCGGAGCUCCAUGCAUCCUUCAGCGCCGACAUCUCGAAAGCGCUUGCGGAAAUCCACGCCCAUGUCUCAGGACCAUGGUGUGCACCACGCAAGCUAAUGGCCCAAGUACCACAGCCUAGGAACUCCGACAUGGACAUCGAUGAUCCAGAGAAGGAGCUGGAAGCACGGUUGAGGGAGUGGAGUGCAAGCAAGGGAGAUGAUGAAGCACCCGCAUUCGAUUUCACAAAGAUGAUGGCUGCGCUCGACACCAGCUCCGACCCGAAUGCAACGUCGAGUGAGGAAGCUGUUGCACGUCGCUGGGAGAUGUCGUACCGGCCUGCACGCGAGAGCACAAAGUGUACACGGGAAAAUGAAAAUGAAUCUAGGCAUGAACCUAGACGAACAGUAAAGGAACCUUGGAUAUCUUCUUUUCACAAUGCGGACAACUCUGCAGUAGAUGUUACCAUUUCUGAGACUGUACCUCUAACUCGAGAAUACCGUUUCAAGAUCCCACCCCAUUCCACACUCUGUCUCAGCGACUCCUGGCAUUCCGAAGACUUCCGUGUAUCCUUCCGUGAACUAACCGCCGAGCACAAACUUCCCCGCCACUUCAACUUCAUCUUACUAGACCCACCAUGGCCGAACCGAUCUGUCAAGCGCAAGAACGCCUACGCUAACCAAUAUGGCAACCAUGCCUUGCAGAAGAUGUUGGGCCGAAUGGACCUGGAUACUUACCUCGAGCACAACGGCAUCGUGGGAAUCUGGAUCACCAACAAAUCUUCGCUUCGCGACUACGUACUGGGUCCCGGCGGCUUCUUCGACAAACUCAACGUAGCCUUCUUUGAGGAAUGGCUGUGGAUUAAAACUACGGCUAAAGGCAAGCCCAUGUUCACCCUUAGCAGUCUUCUCCGUAAGCCAUACGAAGUUUUGCUUUUAGGUCGCGCAGCACCAAACGCAUGGACAAAAAUGCGGCAUGCUGAGAGGAUCAAGAGGAGAGUUAUUGCAGCCGUGCCGGACAUCCACUCGCGGAAACCGUGUUUGAAGGAAUUGAUCGAGCCGCUGAUGCCCGAUAAGAGCGAUUACAGCGCGCUGGAGAUCUUCUCGAGGUAUUUGGUGGAAGGCUGGACGGCUUGGGGUAAUGAGGUUAUCAAGUUCAACUGGGAGGACUAUUGGGCUGAUGAGAUGGAGAGUGAAGGAUGAAGAGUAUGUAGAGUCUCCAUGACCCAGGCUAUUGCUUGGCUUAGUGCAAUCGUUAAUGGUAAUUACCACAAACGGUAUGCGGGACUGCAUCCGAGGCUUUGGCGAGGUUUUCUUCAUUUUCCCACUGUGGGCCGCACGGACGGGUUCAACGGGUGUGCACAUGCAUUUCCCUGUUUGGGUGGAGAACACCCGGCAAUUCAUCACAAGCUUCGCGGGGCCUCACUCUCCAGCUGCUUCUGCAAGGUCCAUGGCCCACAUGUAUUUUACUACACACCCGGGCAGUAUCCCAGAAGAAUCAAAC